Clonostachys solani is the source of this 1983-nucleotide messenger RNA. Lineage: Eukaryota; Fungi; Ascomycota; Sordariomycetes; Hypocreales; Bionectriaceae. The record is from the annotation of a GenBank genome assembly.
AUGUCAUCGCCAGCUCAAGGUGCUGGUCAGCCUCAUUCUGGCGUAGCAGGCUCACCCUACUCCUCGCCAAAUGCCAGCCAUGAAAGAAUUGAUGCGACCGUGAAAGCGGACGACGUAGGCGAUUCACACCGUGGCUCAGUUCCUGAUGUCUCGGGCGCAGCUGCCGACCGAGUUGAGGUUGGUGUGAGCAGAGUCGAGGCCUUCAACAAGGUCUUGUACCAGUCGGGCAAGUCUGGCAAAGUAUUACUGUGGCUGCUGGGCUCCUCCAUCUUCCUGACCAUGUUCGCCUAUGCACUCGAUCUGGGCAUCACCACAACCAUCUUCACCACCUUGGCCAGUUCCACCUUUGGCCAGCACAGCUCGCUUGCAGCUGUCACUACCGCCGGUCAGAUCAUUCGAGCUAUUAGCAAGCCCUUUAUCGGCAAACUAGCAGACAUUACCUCGCGUCCCACCACAUAUGUUGUGAUUCUUGUCUUUUACGUUCUGGGCUUCGUCGUUGCGGCCACUGCAAACUCGUUCGCGGCUUACACCGUAGGGCUUUGCUUCACUUCGGUCGGCAAGUCUGGGCUCGACUUGCUGAGUGACAUUAUUGUAGGCGACUUGACACCAUUGGAGUGGCGAGGUUUCUUCGGAGCUUCUCUGUCUAUCCCCUUCGUCGUCACCGUUCCCAUCAACGGUUUCAUCGCCGAGGGAUUUGAGGAUAACUGGCGCUGGGGCCUGGGAAUGUUUGCCAUCAUCGUCCCGGUCCUGCUCCUCCCCGCCAUCUUCACACUGUACUCGAUGCAGCGACGGGGAGAAAAGAUGGGCAUGGUCACCAUGGCUGCUUCAAAGCGUGUGAGAGCCGGGGUCACUGAAGAUCCGCAAGAGUCCAGGAGGGGUUUCAUGUUCUGGAUGAAGCUGUUUUACGAGGGUCUUAUCGACAUUGAUAUUUGUGGCCUCGUCAUCCUUGGAUUCGCUUUCUCACUUAUCCUGCUUCCCUUCACACUUGCCAAGAGCGCCAAGGGUGGUUGGGGAAGUCCAAGCAUCGUCGCCAUGUUGGUUGUUGGUUUCGUUCUUCUCAUCGCCUUUGUGCUCUUCGAGAUGUACCUUGCUCCCAAGCCUCUCAUGACAAAGCACAUUAUCAAGAACAAAACAUUCCUCGCCUCCGUCACCAUCUACACAUUCAACCAGAUGGCAUCUUCAGUUCGCAACACGUACAUGUCCUCAUACAUCUACAUCAUCAAAGAGUGGACGACCUACGAGUGGACCAUUUUCAUGGGCAUUACGACCAUGGGUCUCAGUAUCGUGGGGCCGAUUGUUGGUCUCAUCCAGAGGAAGACACAUCGAUACAAGUCCAUGAUGGUCUUUGGUGCGGUCGCAAGAGUGCUUGGUUACGGCCUGCUAGUUCAGAGCGACGGCCACAUGACUCAAGAUACGGCUCGGCUGGUCGCUGCGCAAUUGAUCUUCUGCUUGGGCUCCUUCAACGUCGUCGGUGCUCGUGUGGGUAGCCAGGCUUCAGUGCCACACGAGGACAUGGCAUCCAUCAUCUCCCUUCUCACCCUGUGGUCCACUCUGGGCUCGUCUAUUGGAAGCGCGGUGUCGUCUGCCAUCUGGACCAACGAGAUGCUUGACCGCAUGCAUCUGGAGAUGCCCAAGGUCGACAAUAGCACCAUUGCAAAGAUCUAUGCCAACAUCACCAAAUUGCGCAGCAACUAUAGCUUUACUGACCCCGUCAGACAGGGUGCUAUUCGAGCCUAUGCAUAUGUCAAUGGCCACAUUGCAAUCACCGCACUGGUGCUGGCCUGUCUGCCUCUGAUUGCCACCUUCUUCAUGCCCGACUUCUACCUGGGCAAACAACAGAAUGCUGUCACCAACACGGGUCUCGAUGGUGACAGAGUUGAUGUACCUCAGAGACAAUCUGGGCCCGGCGAGGGAGCUGACCAAGGAAAGGCAAAGUCAUUCUACCAGAAGCUGGUAGCUGCCUACAGGAAGGAACAGAUCUGA